Molecule: messenger RNA, 2658 nt
Organism: Glossina fuscipes
Lineage: Eukaryota; Metazoa; Arthropoda; Insecta; Diptera; Glossinidae
Gene: cal1
Exons: 3
Coding region: 90-2465 (791 amino acids)
Source: RefSeq, a predicted model, not a curated record
UUUCAAAUAUGGCAACUCUCGUAUCAUUUCUAAUUUUUUACAAGUUGACAGACUAAUUGCAUCUAAAGCAAAGAAUUUAAGUUGAAAAAAUGCUUACCCCGGCGUUUAAUGUCGAGGAUUUGACACAUUUAAGCUAUACGCGCUCCAAAAUGUGGGCUGCUUUUUUGGAAAAACUUAUGAAAAAUGAAGACGGAAAAGAAAUAAAUCUUGUUGAUAUUGAAAAUGAAUUUAAAAGUGACGUGGGGUCGAAUUCCGGUGAAGAUUGCGCAUCUAUUGAAGAUAAGGACGCCACUAAUAAAGAAAUAGAACCGGAAGUAUUAAAUAAUAUGACCAAUUGCAGCCGUCUGAGGAUGAUCUUCAAUAAGAGCGGACGCUUUCCAGAAGUUUCCAUUCAAGAUGAUGGCUCUGAUAAUGAAGAUAGACACUUAUUGGUGGACUUUGUUAAUCAAACAUUGCCUAUUGUCAGCGAGCAUAAUCGUCAAAUGAAAGAGUCUGGUCUUGAGCAAAUCCUGAAUACCUUUGAUACUCAAAAAAUCGAAGAGAAAGUUGGAAGUUGGUUAAAAAAUUACAAUAUGGCUAAGGAGAAUUUUAAAGAACUUCAUGAUGCAACUGCCGUUUUGCCAAAAGGCGGCAAGGUAGUGGAUCCAGAAACAGAUUUAGAUUCUUUGCAUUCGGGUGAGACAGCUCGUUACAUACGGUCUAGUCGACCUCGGCGCGUUAAAAGCGUCUCCAGUUCCACUAUGAUGAUUAAAACAUAUUGUAGAGUAGAAAGCACACGAAAAAAAUUACAUGAAAAAUACGGUUGCCAUCAAGAAUUUUACGAAUCGCAUUUAAAAGCUAUCAGAACUCGACGAAUGAUGAAAAUGGCCAAUUAUCGCGCUCAUUGUCUUGAUGAACCAAGGUCGAUGGCAGCAAAACGUCAUAAAGUACUCCGCCGUAAGCGUAAUCGCGGUAGAGAACGAUCACUCUCUUCCGAUUCUGAUGCUGACUGCAAAAAACCUCAUCAUUUUCGGUCCAAAAUAGUAAGCCCCUAUAAAAAAUGCUGUAUGCUAUUCACGCCAACUAGAUGUCGUGCGCAGAGCCAUAAUUAUCAGUGCCAAUUAUCUCAUGUUGGCUGCAAUCACCGACUUAUAGAAUGUAUUGCGAAUUCGUCAUCGUCAUCAUCAGGCACCCCAACGAAUUCAAAGCGUAAAAGUAAACGACGCUUGAACCAAACCAGCAAACUUUACCUGGAUCCUAAACCCAAUAAAAGAGAAUGCGACAAUAAUUGCUACAGCCGUUUCAAAUUGUGCACAAAGUACAAGAAUUUAACCGAUACUUCUAUUGAGGAGUGGUUUGUAGAAAAUUAUUCGCCAAAGAAAUCAACCAAGAGAGAUGAGAAAUUAAAAAAUGAAAAACCUGAAAUAUCCGCGAAAAAGUGUGAACACAAGAAGGAGAAAGAGUAUUGUAAUGCAAAGCAAAAAGUUGACGGUAAGAAUGCAACUAAAGCGAUUCCAUCAAAUAGUUCGGUUUCGGAAAAAUCGAAAGAGCUUGCGAAUUAUGAUAGUGACGAAAGUUCCAUGACAGAUGAUGACUUGCCAUCCAAAAUAUUUCUUGCAGAAAAAGAACAAAAAUGCAUAAAACUGAAGCCGACCAAAUGUUCAGAAAACACUCUCCCAACGAAAAUUUCGAACGCAAGCACGCUUAAAUUAAAAAACAGACAAAGACCCAUAGCAAUGAAUACAUCUAAAGAAGAAGGGGCAGCAGCAGAAGCACCUAAUAUGUUUACAAACUAUAGUGGGAAUUUCACCUCUCAGAACCAUUCCAAUAUUUCCAUAACAAGUGUCAAUUUUGCGAAAGCGCAAUGUGUUUACAAUUCCACAGCCAUAAAGGAAUCAAAUAAUAUCGCUAGAAAGAGACAAUUUACAACUGAUUACAAUGCAGCGAAUUCUAUGGAAGAAACAUCGGCUAAUAAUAAUAAUAAUAUCCCCAAGAAACAGAGAAUGCCAAAGACAAUAGCUGUUUCCUCCACGUCGAAAUCGUCGCCUUGCGAAAAAGUGGAUUCGUCAACCAUCUCUCGUCGUCACAAGUCGUCCUGCCUACCAGAGUACAGCUCUGAAGAAAGUGAAUGCGCCGUCGUAUCUUCCACAACUACUUUUGGUAAUGAACCGGGAAAGGAAACUGCUAUCAAUAAUACCAAAGGCAUACUGAUCUACGCACCAUGUCAACGUUCUUUAAAAAGUCAAUCUGAUAGCAAAUUUUUCGACGUAACUCAAGAACACUUGAGUUCAAUUAUAGGCGAAAGAGCGGCUGAGAAUUUUUUUAAAUAUAGCGGUCGACGACGAUUUAGUAGUAAAUCUAAAGUUUACUUUAAACCACCGCCUGCAGAAAUUUCGCCACCUGAUAGUGAUGAUGAUGUUUUCGACUGCUUUGAUAAAUGCGGAGAUCUUUAUGAAUCUUUUAGUCAUAAUAGCAACGAUAAGUAGAAGGGAUAAGUGAAUUUCUCGUUGACAUACCUUUAGACCUUUUUAUUGAAAUGCAUUUACUUUUGUUUUAUUUUAGCUACUUGUACAUGCAAUUCAACUAAACAAAAUUAACAGUCGAAUUCAAAAACAUCUUAAAAGUGAAUCUUGUACUAAUUGUUUUAAAAACUAGUAUAAAUUAUAAAGGAAGAUAUGA